Molecule: messenger RNA, 3464 nt
Organism: Glossina fuscipes
Lineage: Eukaryota; Metazoa; Arthropoda; Insecta; Diptera; Glossinidae
Product: bromodomain-containing protein DDB_G0280777
Exons: 7
Coding region: 80-3010 (976 amino acids)
Source: RefSeq, a predicted model, not a curated record
AAAAAAAAUAAUAAAACAAUUUGAAAAAACUAAUUUGAAAAUAUUUUUUUUAUUUGUGCGUGUUUUGCUUUUCAACAUCAUGAUGUUACGUCGUCAACAUUUCUAUUCAUUCUAUUGGAGCCUUUUGCUCAUGGGAUUAUAUCACAUUACCAUGGAAUGUGAUGCACGUGCGGUAAAUGUAAGCAAUACCUGGACGAUGCCGCAAGAAGGUCUUAAUGUAUUUUAUCGUUUCUUUCGCGAUCGAAUAUCUUGGUUCGAAGCAGAUGCUGUUUGCCAAUUUCAUCAUGCCAAUCUAGUAACAGUUGACAAUAGCUUCCAAUUUGAUGCAACCCGAGAUCUCCUUAGAGAAUUGGAUGUAAAUGAUAUCGUUUGGAUCGGUCUUAUGCGGCCACAAAGCUCGGAUCGUUUUAUGUGGUCUAAUUCACGACCACUUGUAACUAAUACUGGCUAUUGGGCUGAAUCUUUGCCUUUAAUGGAUGCACCGCUCUGCGCAGUUAUUGAUCCUAUACGAGAUUAUCGUUGGCACGCAUUGCGUUGUGGUGGCCCGGAAACAGCUUCGUUCCUAUGUGAAAUGCCAGUGCCCAGCUGGGCAGAUGCUUGCAUUUUGAAGGAUAUGCCAAAUUUAACCAUGCAAUAUAUGGCAGAUACGGCCAGCAUAGAAUUGAUAAGAAAUUGCCAAGAGGAAGGUCUACUACGGACAGCGUGUAAAGGCAAACAGGAUCGAGAACAAGCCCUACAGAGCUUAAUAUGCCCACGCGAACGUUUAGAGGCGCAACGCAUUAAUGAUAUAACAAACUCUCACUUCAAGUCAAUGCAAAUCAUUAACAGUAUACCAACUGAUAAUAACGAGAAUAACAAUAUCGAAUUGUUACCCAUAGACGGCAACUAUGGUUCGGUUAAUGCAAAUUCAUAUACGGAUCAGGUGCAAACCGAACAGAAUACAGUUCAAAAACUAAUUGAACAAUUUAAUGUUGAUGAGCUAAUGCAAGCGGAUGAGCAACCAUCACAGAUGGAAACUAUUAAUAAUUUCUAUAAAUUGCAAGGGCCCAUAGCAAAGCCAGUGAAAAAAUCGGGUAAGAAAUUAACGGAAUUCACGAAGAAAGAUUUAACUAAGCAACAGCUAUUGGAAAAUGAGAAAAAGGAGGAAAUUCUAAAGAUGGAGGAAAUGAUGUUAGGCGAUCAGCCCAUAUCGGCUCAGCGAGGUGAACCGGAAAUUGCUGAGCACAUUUUAGAAGAUGUCGUAUCCAAUGAGAUAAUGGAGCAUUUACCUCACUCUAAAAAAGUGUUAACUGUACCAACAGCGCAAACCUUGCAUACCAUUGAAUUAAUGAAAGAAAAAUUGCAUAAAGGCGAUGAAAAGCAAAAUGAAAAGCUUUUGAAAUUAAAAUUCGAGAGGAAAAUUAUUGCAACAAGCAGCACAGCAGCAACCAUUACCGCUAACACGGCUACUGCUACCACUACAGCGGCAACAGCGUCUUUGAUUACCACAACAGAUAUAAAUCUUAAUACAGAUAAAAGUUCCACUACCGUUAACAACUUAACAACACCUAAGCCCUUCACACAAAUGCACUCUACUACAAUUGUAAUACCAUCUAUUGCUGCAGCUGCUGCCACCAUAAGUCAUCCCAUACACCCUCAGCAACCGCAUAGUAAUGUUUUUACUGAGUCACCUCCUCGUUUGCCGCAUACGAAAGAAACAGCAGACAAUUCACACUUUAUACCACCCAUGCUGUUGGUGAAAUCUCAUUAUGUGCCAACCAGUAAACAUGUCGGCCAUGGCGAACAUCGAACGCUUGAAUACCAUACGGAACCUGUAGAGAAAGUUGAGCAAACUGCCAGCCCUGGCAUCAUAAUAGAAAUGGAAGGCACAACUUUAAAAACUUUAGAUGACACAGCAAAACUAAUUGUUAGUGAAAAAUAUAGAGAUAUAGAAGAAAGUACCAUAAAAGCGGUAACGGAACAGGAAACUAAUAGAAAUAAACCAAACAACAAUAGCAACAGUAUUAGAAUUGAUUACAGUACCACUAAGCAACCUUUAGCUACUACCGAUGAAACAAAACUUUAUACAACUUUACAGACAACCAUCAUUAAUCCGACUACACAGAAAAUUCAAACUAUAUCCAGAAAUGUUGCUGUUGUUGAACAACAAAACGAUGACACUAACACUAUGGAUACAGCUGUCAUUGCUAUACAAGACCAACAAAAAAAGACGAUGAAAAAAAAAAAACGAGAAAUGGCAGAAGAGAAACGAGUAAAAACAGCAAUGUUGGCGUUAAACAGUAAACAAAAACCGGAUCAAAAAGAACAAGCAUUAAUAACUACCAAAACGAUAAGUUACACACAAACAAUUGAACACGCAAACGGAAUGACGGAUAGAGCGACAACAGAAAAGCCAAAAGUAGCCAUAUAUGCUGCGGAAACACAAAACGUACAAACUGAAAUUUCCGUACAAAAUGUAGAAGAAAAAGAUGAAAAUAAAAAACAAAAAUCAGAACAAGAACAGGAACAAGAACAAGAGCAACAAGAAGAACAGGAACAAGAACAGCAAAAAGUAAAGCAAAAGGAAACAAUUGUAAAAACUAUGGAACACACAACAUUUCCUACAAAGAUGACAACAACAGUGAAUAACAACAAAGAACCAAUAACGCUUAACAUAGAAAUUGCAAAGGUAAACGAGAAACCAGAAGAAGAAAACAUUUCAACUUCUAACAAACAUCAACCCACCACGACCACAACCCCCACCACCAUCACCACCACCACCAUCACCGCCAUCACUACCACCACGACCGCCAUCACCCCCACCACUAGCAACGCCAUCAACAAUACCACGACUAACGUCGUUCCCAACACCAGCAUUACGACACAUUCAACGCACCCUGUAGACAUCAAUGUCACGCAAACAACACGUAAUUUUCUAAAAGUAACCACUGAAGAGCCAUAUAAACCUAAUCGGCGACGUUCGCUAACCAAGCCGGAGACGAUGAGUUACAUUAAAAAGAUUUUAGGGUAAAUAAAGGUAAAUCAUAUACGAUGUACCAAACGAAUAUUCAGUAAAGAGAUAAAAAGAAAUUUAAUGCACAAUUUUUUUCCAAUAUUUUGGUAAACUACUUGAAUUAUAACAACAAAGCAGACCAAAAAAAAAACAAAAAUAUAAAAAAAAUAAAUGAAUAAAUGAAAAUAAAAAAAAAAAAAAAAAAAAACCAACAGAAAAUUUAGUAAGAAACGCAUAAUAUUUAGAAAUAUUUGAUGAUGAGAGCGGGACGUAAAUGCCGCUAAUAAAACUGGUAUGUCAAUUUUCAAAGUAUACCGGAGAUCAGCGAGCGAGUUUACAUUACGUGUUUACAUGCUAAAUACUGAAAGAAGUUUACGAAAUAUUUGCAAAACAAGAACGCAGAAGUACGCAGAUAAUAACACACGUAAAGAAAAAAUGAAUUAAAAAAAAACCAAAAUGCCAAAUAUUAAAA